AGCGUACCAUUCAAUAAUAAAACAUUAAAAACAAUGGCGGUGCCCAUUGAUGAGGGCGUUCUGAACGCCCUUAGAGGCAUGGACAACAGAAACACACGCUUGCCGAAACCCUUACUUAUUAAGGUGUAUAUAUCCAGUUUGAAAGAGGAAUUCUGCCAGGAACGACGUAUGUUAUUGGAAUUGGUGGGUCCUGAAUUGCAGUCACUAUAUGAUGACAGGCAAAUUGAGAUUGAAAUAGUUGACAUGCAUUUUGGAACAGGACCAACAAAAAUAACUCAAAUAGAGCAAGAUCCGUACAUCAUGCGGGACUAUUUGCAUGAAAUAGAAACCUGCUAUAAUAAUUCAAAAAGUGUUUUCUUCAUUGCACUUAUUGGACACAGCAUUGGUCGAAUGCCAUUGCCCACUCACGUUGAUGAAGAUAUUUAUACACGCAUAUUGGGGGACACAAACAUAACAGACAAUGAGUCCUCCCUUUUGAAUAAAUGGUAUGCGAAGAGUGUGCAAAAGGCAACUGAAAUCGGACAUGGCACAGACGAAAAUAGUAGCCGAUAUCAAUACGUGCUUAAACAGGAUUAUCGGUAA
This is a messenger RNA of Teleopsis dalmanni, 582 nucleotides long. RefSeq names its product NACHT and WD repeat domain-containing protein 2-like. Lineage: Eukaryota; Metazoa; Arthropoda; Insecta; Diptera; Diopsidae. The coding region runs from base 34 to 582 and encodes 182 amino acids. The transcript is spliced from 4 exons. The record is from RefSeq and is a predicted model, not a curated record.